Messenger RNA from Oryzias latipes (Japanese medaka), 4372 nucleotides. It is a transcript of the gene stk32a, whose product is annotated as serine/threonine kinase 32A. Gene Ontology annotation, molecular function: G protein-coupled receptor kinase activity; G protein-coupled receptor binding; ATP binding. Lineage: Eukaryota; Metazoa; Chordata; Actinopteri; Beloniformes; Adrianichthyidae. Gene Ontology annotation, biological process: regulation of signal transduction; protein phosphorylation; G protein-coupled receptor signaling pathway. The record is from RefSeq and is a predicted model, not a curated record.
GAGCCGCACAGCUGCAGCAGCAAGCGGGCAGCCAGUGAAGCGUGCCCCCCCAGACGCACGCUGGUGGCGGGCAUCUCAGCAACAACAGACGGCGAUGUGGAGGUCAGGCGCGCACCAGCGCGGACUUCCUGCUAAAUAUCUGCUCUCGCUCCCCUUUCCUGCAUGGGAUUACGCGCCGCUGAGCAUCCCGCACUGCGCGUCCGCGCCGCGCGGUUCCCAUCGUUUGGGUUUGUAGCAGGUGUCCCGGCGCGUCCCCGAGGUCCGGAGUGCGGACCAGGCACGCUUUGCUCCGCACUGUUGCUGCGCCGUCGCUUUGAGCCUCUGCAGCAAACUGGGCAAGAAAUGGUGGGAUGCUCGACCAAGAGAUUGGACGCACAGCCAACAAAGGGUCGCAGCUGUGAGCACGUCAACUCUCCUCAUCCUCAUCAUCCCAGUAGUGGAGGGUCCCUUCACCUGCCUGCUUUCAUCCCAGCAGCAGUGAAGACACAGUGGUAGCUCCGCCCGGGCUUUCUUAUUCCGAUGGUUGUGUAAAAUCUGAGAGGCCCGUCGCUCUGUCAGCAAACCACUCAGCACCUGAGAUUGUGUGCAAAUGUGUGAGUUCAGCUGUUGACCAACCGGGCUAUGAAGGAGAGCCGUUCAGUUCUGGGUUGACUUGAGACGAACAGGACGACCUGAGUGAGGAGCAGCCAUGGGGCUCGGACAGUCCACUAAGACGCUGGUCAGCAAUGACACAGACGAAGUGAAUUUUGACCAUUUCCAGAUCCUGAGGGCAAUAGGCAAAGGCAGUUUUGGAAAGGUCUGCAUAGUCCAGAAGAAAGACACCAAGAAGAUGUACGCCAUGAAGUACAUGAACAAGCUGAAAUGUGUGGAACGCAACGAAGUGAGAAACGUCCUGAAAGAGUUGCAGAUCAUGCAGAACCUUGAACAUCCUUUCCUGGUUAAUUUCUGGUAUUCUUUCCAAGAUGAAGAGGACAUGUUUAUGGUGGUGGACCUGCUUUUGGGAGGAGAUCUGCGCUAUCAUCUCCAGCAGAACGUGCACUUCUCUGAAAGCACAGUGAAGCUCUACAUCUGUGAACUAGCCCUGGCUCUUGGAUACCUGCGCAGCAAGCGCAUCAUUCACAGAGACAUUAAGCCUGACAACAUUCUGCUGGAUGAGCACGGACAUGUACACCUGACGGAUUUCAACAUUGCAGCUAUUGUGAAGGAAGACCUCAAAGCAACGUCCAUUGCUGGAACCAAACCAUAUAUGGCUCCAGAACUUUUCCAGAGCUUUGAAGGGUCUCACCCUGGAUACUCCUUUGCUGUGGACUGGUGGUCUCUGGGGAUAACAGCCUAUGAACUGCUAAGAGGACAGAGACCAUAUGUGAUGAAAUCCAACACGCCAGCAAAUGAGAUUCUCCAAACUUUCCACAAAGUUCAUCCCAGUUACCCAGCAGCCUGGUCUUUGGAAAUGAAGUCUCUUCUUAGAAAGUUCCUUUGCAUCGACGUCCAGAAGCGAGUCUCCUGUCUGGCAGAGCUGCAGGAUCUGGACUACAUGACAGAUGUGAACUGGGAUGCUGUGCAUGGCAAACAAGUUCCUCCAGGCUUUAUUCCCAAUAGGCGAAGGUUAAACUGUGAUCCCACAUUUGAGCUGGAGGAAAUGAUCCUGGAGUCCAAACCCCUUCACAAGAAGAAGAAAAGGCUUGCUCGAAAGACCAGAGAGCAGGGAUCUGAUGGGUCUCCACAGAACGGGCAGCUGCAGCAGCGCUUGGACAAUGUCCAGAGAGACUUCAUAGUCUUCAACAGAGAAAAGUCAAGAAAAGCAGCAGUGGACACUUCAGAGUUCUCCAUGAGUGAGAAAAACAAGGCAAUAGAAGAUGGACAAAACAAUAACGUUGAGCCAACCCCAUUUUUAUCAGGAUAGGCCAUAUACUCUCUAACCCUUUCCUCACUCCUUGCACCUGCUUGUUGAUUAGCAAACAAUGCCCAGACAGCUACAGUUCUUGCACUCACUGCUGCCAACACUGUUUGCACGUCUGCAACCCUGUUCACCCUUACACAAGUCCUGCUGUCAGGAAACCUAGAGCGGCUGGAUUGAGACGGACUCCUUGAGCAGCAGCCAUGUCAGACUCUUCCCUUCGCUGUCACCAAAAAACGAAAAAAAAAAGGAAUCAACUCUCUGCAGUUUCACUCAUAAAAUGCUCCCUUAAACCACUCCGGUGCUCACAUGGCUGCUCAGAGAGACAUAGCCAGAUCCUUGCCAAAAGGAAAACAGGAGUGAAUCUGCUUAGCUGGUUGGCUGCGCCUGAAAUGUUUGAGCUGCACGCUGGCAGAAUACAGUUUUUGAAAAAAUGGUUAAAUUUGUGUUCAAGCAAGGUCUUUAAAAGCAUUUCUCUUGUUCAACUUUAAAACCUUUAUGUGGGAAGCUUUAAAGAAGGGUUUUUUACCCAACGAUGGCAUUCUAGCAUGGCAGGAAAACAAACUUUAAAACUGAGAUUUAGGCAAAACACAGAGAGCAGACUCCUACAAGUAUUCGGGCCAGCAUAAGAAAAAAUAGACUUUACGAGAAAAAAGUUAUAAAAUUAAGGGAAAAAAAGUCGUAAUUCUAAGAUAAUAAAGUUGUAAAAUUACAAGAAAUUAAGUAGUAAAAUUAUGACUAUAAAAAUGUAACAUUAUGAUGAAAAAGUGGUAAUUUUUUGAGAAUAAAGUUUUAAACUUAUAGAAUGAAGUUGUAAAAUUAUGAGAGAAAAAUUCAUAAUUAUACUAAAAUAAAGUUGUAAAAUUACAAGAAAUUAAGUAGUAAAAUUAUGACUAUAAAAAUGUAACAUUAUGAUGAAAAAGUGGUAAUUUUUUGAGAAUAAAGUUUUAAACUUAUAGAAUGAAGUUGUAAAAUUAUGAGAGAAAAAUUCAUAAUUAUACUAAAAUAAAGUUGUAAAAUUACAAGAACAAAAAUGUAACUUAUAAGAAAAGUUGUAAUUUUUCGAGAUUAUAGUUUACAUAUCCGAGAUUAAAGUUUAAAAUUUAUGAGAAUAAAGUUGUAAAAUUAUGAGAAAAAACAGAUUUCUAUGAUAAACUAAAGGUUUAUUGCAAAGCUUAAUGGCUACAUUGAUAGAUUUAGUUUCCACGUAAUGUGGAUGAAGGCUUAAACAAUCAACUAGCUUAUAUGGCUUUUUCCCUGUAAAAUGUCAACUUUUUUCUCUAAUUUCGCAAAAUUAUCAUUGUAAAAUUGACUUUUUUUCUCUUAGUUUUGUGAGUUUUCUCAUAAAUUACUCUUAAUUUUUUUUAUGGUGGCCAGAAUAUUCCAUUGUAGAAUUCUGAAAUGCUUGUGAUUGAAAAUAAAAAUAAAAAUGAGCAUGAAUGACUCAGAUACAUGCUGUGGGGAUUAUACUUUUGUUAAUGAAUCUAGUGUAGAACCCCAGUUCAGUCAGAAAAUCAUGUGCCUCAAUCAGUCUUUAGCUCAAGUUACAAGUAGUAAUAUACAGGUUUGUUUGCAGCAUUAUGUUCAGAAGCAUUUUGGGGUUUUUGGCUGGUGAUCCGAGUAAACAAGCUAAAUCCUUUGAUUCUCGGAUUAAAGCCUAUUUAAAAGCAACUGGUGCCAGGCUGAGUGCAGCGUACCCACUAGAGGCUUGUUACACAAGCAAGUCUGUACCCUCUUACUCCAAUGUAAAGUGGUCCUCUGUGGCGAGAUCUUAUAUGUGGGCCUAUAUGUGUGUGUGUGAUAACUACUGGGGGUAAAUUUUGAUGAACUAAAGUUUAUUUGAUAGCAGAUUUCUGAAAAUUCUUUUCAAAUGGCAGGCAAUUGUCAAAUCCAGUAAACCAAAUUACUCUAAAUUUUAGGCUUGACCUGCCUAUUUUUCAGGUUUUGUGACGUUACAUCUGACUAAAGUAGAGACUACCAUAAAGCAAAAACCUUGCUGCAAACUUCUCCAUGUGGAAACCAGUGAUUACAUAUGAUGUCCAUCUCUUUUAUAGUCUCUGGUUUGGACAAAAAAAGAACAGAUUUGACCACAACAUAAGUACACAAGCAAACAGCCUCUAUAUUACGACAGGUACCAUGUCAUGGGUUUGAAGACAACUUCUUUAUUCUAUUUUUGAAAGUUUGAGUUUUAUUCAGGUUGCCUGAUGUAGCUAAAACUUUAACGCAAAUUAAUCUUGGUCAAAUUUUUGUCCAAAUCCCACAAGUCUUUGGCUCAUUUUGCAAAUGCUUAACUGGGGGGUUAAAAUAGUAAAGCUAGCUGGUCGAUGUUUGAUCUGCACCGACCCUUGCUUUGCACAUGCGUCUUCAUUAAAUGUAGCAUUUAUGCACAAAGAGACAGAAAAAUCUGAAGCUGUGAGCAAAUACAUUUCCCCUUAGGGAUGGUUUUAUAGAUGUGGAUUAAACUCUUGGACAAGA